CUGCGCUGGACCCGCGCAAAGUGGACCGAAUGAUGCAUCGAAUGAGGUAAUACCUAGAAAGCCACAGCCAAGUUGGUUGUUUACUUGCUUUCCACUCUGUAGAUACCUGAACGGGUAUAGCUCCCAUUUGCCCCAGUUGACGACAACUAGCUGGAAGUAACUCAAUUGUCUAUAAAUCCGAGGAUUGCAGCGCGAAAGUUUAACUUACCAUCAGCCCAACCCAGGCCAGCAACCCCGGCAAAAUGCAUCUCCUUCCCGUCGCCCUACUCUUCGGAGCCCUAGUCGCUCCCACCGCCAGCGAAUCUUUCAAUCCUCUCAACCACCUCGCCGGUAUAGCUCCCUACCGCACCAUCAACGACCCCCCAAUAGAAUCCGCACCGCCGCAGGGCUGCAAUGUAACAAAAGCGGCGUACCUGAUCCGGCACGCAGCUAUUUAUGCCAACGAUUUCGAUUAUGAAACCUAUCUCGAGCCUUUCGUAGAAAAGCUCCGCAACACCACCCAGGACUGGUCGAAAACGACAGACCUCAAGUUCCUGGCGAACUGGACCGCACCCGUUGACGAAGAGCAUCUUGAAAAGGUUACUAAGGUCGGUUACAAGGAAGCCGUGGAGUUGGGCGUAGACUUCCGAACCCGCUAUGCUAUGUUAAAACAUCCGAACAAAGUCUGGUCAUCUUCUGCAGAUAGAACAACCAAGACAGCCGCCGGGUUUAUCGAGGGGUACACACUCAACAAAACCACGGGAAUGGAUCUUGUGGAAGUAAAAGAGAAGAAGGAUACGGGCGUGGACUCCCUGACCCCUUACAAAAGCUGUCCUGCGUAUAGUGGGAGCUACGGCAGUGAUCAGUCCCAGGAAUGGGUAGAGAAGUACACCGCACCUAUCAAAGAAAGGCUCAAUGCCCAAGCCCCCAACUUCAACUUCACCACUUCCGACAUAGUGAGCAUGUUCGAGUUCUGCGGCUAUGAAACCGUCAUCCGCGGUGACUCGCCUUUCUGUGCCACCACUCUUUUUUCCUCGAAUGACUGGCUCUCCUUCGAAUACGGCGAGGAUAUCAGGUACUUCCAUAAUGUGGGGUACGGGAACCAUGCAUCCCCAAGAAUCGGGUUUCCGUGGGUGAAUGCUAGCUUUAAUGUCCUUUCUUCCAACUCCAGUCAGGACGUUUAUGUCUCCUUCACGCACCGUGAAUUCCCCCCGACUGUCAUCACAGCCCUGGGUCUCUUCAACAAUAGCGCCUUUUCGGGUGCCGAUAAUGUCAACAAGACUAUGCCGACGAAUAAAAUCAAUUACGGUCGACAGUGGAAGAGCAGUGAUAUUUUGCCUUUUUUGACGAAUAUUGCCAUUGAGAAAAUGAGCUGCGAUAGCUAUGGAUAUGACGAGGGCGACUAUUACCGGGUGCUGGUGAACUCGAACCCCCAACCAUUAGAAGAUUGUCGCGGUGGACCGGGAGAUAGUUGUAGUGCGUCGAAGUUUAAGGAUUUCGUGAGGGGGUUGGGGGAGAGAUUUGGGGACUUCGUGGGCGCUUGUGGUGCGCCGAAGAACGAGAGUCAAGUGGUAACUAUUUAUAACUGAUUAGCCAGUGUGGACUGGUCUGGGUGAUGGAAAAAUGGGGAAGAGAUAUAUAAUGACUAAUGAAUAAUCUAUUUGGCGUUCUCAAGUCUAUUUCAUGUUCAUGUAUACUCCUCCUUUCACUUUGGAAAGUAUACAAUCAAAGCAAUCCUGCUUUUGUGAAUACAAGGCCUCAUAUUAUUGCUUCAAACGUUUAUCCAUUGAUCGAAGAAUAUAGUGUUGGGAUCCAUUAGGAUUUCUUUCCCAAUAUUCAAUGUCCUUUAUGAGGUUAGG
Molecule: messenger RNA, 1838 nt
Organism: Aspergillus caelatus
Lineage: Eukaryota; Fungi; Ascomycota; Eurotiomycetes; Eurotiales; Aspergillaceae
Product: putative histidine acid phosphatase
Exons: 2
Coding region: 243-1568 (441 amino acids)
Cellular component (GO): fungal-type cell wall
Molecular function (GO): acid phosphatase activity
Source: RefSeq, a predicted model, not a curated record